CGGCUGGCCCGCGGAGUGUCACUGCUUGACGCCGGCCGCGCGGAGCGGCGCCUGAGGACGCCGCGUGCGGAGAAGAGGGAGGCGUCCCGCCCUCCCGCCUGAGGCGGAAAUCCCCCGCGUCGGCCUCUGCCGGGGGCCGGAGGAGUGAUCUUCGCGCCCAGCCGCGCUGCCGCUCUGCUAUUGGAGGACGCUGAGGCGGAGGCCACGCCCCUCGCCCGCGAGGUGAGGGCGCAGGGGCAGCAUGCCAGCAGCCUCCAUGGCCCAAGAUCCAGAAAAGCUUCAAGCAGAGGUGGAGCGACUGGUGGCUGAGCUGCAGGAGGCAACCCGAGAAAAAGUCCAGGCUGCACAGUAUGGACUGGCUGUGCUGGAGGAAAAUGGCGAGCUCAAGCAGCGCUGUGGUGAGCUGGAAGGCCAGUUGGAGGUGCUACGCAUGGAGCUGGUCCACAUGAAGGAGGCUUUAGCAGAGUCCCACAGCAGUCACAAACGGGCAGCAGCUGACGGCGAGAGCCGAGAAGAAUGUCUGCUCAGAGAAACUGCUUCCAAAGAAGCCUGCCUGACUCAGACCAUUGAGGAGCUUCAGAACAAUGUGAAGCAUCUGAGAUCCCAGUUGGACAACAAUGGGGUAGAAAAUGAGCGUAUUGGUGUGGCUCUGCGGGACUUGAGGAAGGAACGUCAGAUCCUAGAAUCCGAGAAGGCCCGGCUAUGUGAGGAGAUGAAACAGAUCAAGACACGGGAGCUGCGUCAGUUGCAGGACUGUGCUGAACUUGAAGAGGAGAACAUCUCUCUGCAGAAGCAGGUCUCCGUGCUCAAGGGCAGUCAGGUGGAGUUUGAGAGCAUCAAGCAUGCCCUUAGCUGCCGAGAGGAAGAGCUGGUGCUUGCUGGGACUCAGCUGCUGGAGCUGGGUCGACUCCGGGACCUGGCAGAACACCAACUUCAGGAGGCACUAGAGGCUCUGCAGGCAGAGCGUGAGCAGAAGCAGGAAUUGCGGCGAGAGCUGGCCAUCUGCACAGGAGGGCGCCAUGACUCCCUAAGCAGCUUGCAAGCCAACCUAGAAGAGCUUAACCACAGCCGUGCAGAGGAACAGGAUAGUGGCUUUGCCAAUGCCAGCAGCAUUGGGAGCAUGGCUUCCACACCCCACAGCAUCCGGCCUGCACCUGGUCUUGUGGCAGACCUCUUCAGUGAGCUUAACUUGGCAGAGAUUCACAAACUGCAGCAACAGCUGCUCCAGGCAGAAAAUGAGAAGGCCUCGCUUGCCUCAGACCUGCAGGACCUUAAGAAACAGCUGAGCAGCACCCAGGAGGCUCUAGCCCAGCAACAGCUGUGCAACAACCAUGAGGUGGAGCAGUUUCAGACCCUGGAUGCUGGCCCUAGCAAUGGCGGGGACCACCCAUCACCCUGUAAGAGGGAGCGCUGCCAUGAAGAGUUAGAAAAGGCCCAGCUGGCAGCCCGGCAGGAGAGGGAGGCAGCCGCUCAGUUAGAAACGGAGCUGCGGGUUGCCCGAAGGAUGGCACGGGAGAGUCAGUCACGGCUGGCGCAGGCCCAGGAAGAGCUCCUGGGUUUUUCUGAGGAGAUGGCCGCUCUGUAUCAUCAUGUCUGUGCCUGCCACAGCAUCACCCCUCAGCGUGUUGUGUUGGACUAUUACCGGGAAGGUCUUGGAGCCCGGAGCAUGUCCAGAAGACGGUCCUCCCGAAAACUCCUACUCACAGAAAUGGAGACAAGCAGCAGUGGGGACCAGUCCCCAGCCAGCAGCCCCAGUUCCCCCUGUGGGUUGGAGCCCCUCAAUGUGGCCAACCUGACUGCCGUCUUGCGAGAACAACUAGGGCACCUGCAGGUGGCUCUCUCCCUGGUGCAUCAGCAGGGCCUGAUGGGGCAUGGUGCUGAACUGGAACGUGACAAGGAGGCGCUGGUGGAGGAGGUGCUGAAGCUGAAGUCCCUGCUGAGUACUAAGCGGGAGCAGAUUGCCACCCUGCGCACAGUACUCAAGGCCAACAAGCAGACUGCAGAGGCCGCCCUCUCAAACCUUAAAGGCCAGUUUGAAGGUGAGAAGGUGCUGGUGUCGGAGACCAUGGCCAAGCUGCGUCAUGAGCUGAAAGCCUUGAAGGAGGAUGCUGCUACUUUCUGCUCCCUACGCGCCAUGUUCGCCAGCAGAGAUGAGACAGCCAGUAUCCAGUGCAGGAUUUCCAGGCACUUCUCAUUCAUUCGGUGUCUUCCAUUGUGGUCACAGAACUCCAUUUAUUAUUAUUAUUAUUAUUAUUGCAUAACAUGGAGAAGCUUGGCACCUGCAAGCUGUAACCCAUCAAGAGGAACCCUGUGCCAGCAGCAGGCCUCCAGCCAGUGUUUGCUUCCUGCCCUCGUGCCUUAAGAGUUAUGCAAAGAUACACACACCUUUUCUCUGUUUGCCUCAGUGCUGACUUUCCUAAGCGCCUCUAACACUGUGCCUUUUUGUGAGACACUGAUGUCUGCCUUAAUGACCAGGGCUGCCUGCUUUGGGUCUGGCUGUGAAAAGAUGGGUUCUUCCCUUCCCCUGAAUUUCUUUGCCCUGCUGUACUCUCCCAGGCCCAUCACUUCUCUACCUGUCUCCCCAUGGGGUUUUGCACAUAGUUAAUGACUACAUUGCUGACUGCAUGGAUUGUGGGGAGAAGGAAAACUAGCCCCAUGCAGCCAUGCAGCCAUGUUGUGAGAUGGACCCAGCAGUGUCUCCUGUUAGCCUCACCAUCCUGACACCAGCAGUAUAAGAGUAUGAAACAGUUUACUUUGUAGUCUGGAGCAAGAUGAGCCCUGGUUCUUUGCCUCAAAUAAAUAAUUGAUUUCCCUGCA
Messenger RNA from Podarcis raffonei (Aeolian wall lizard), 2817 nucleotides. Its product is annotated as protein bicaudal D homolog 2-like. The record is from RefSeq and is a predicted model, not a curated record. NCBI's taxonomy places the organism in Eukaryota, Metazoa, Chordata, Lepidosauria, Squamata, Lacertidae. Gene Ontology annotation, biological process: microtubule anchoring at microtubule organizing center; regulation of microtubule cytoskeleton organization; protein localization to organelle. Gene Ontology annotation, molecular function: dynactin binding; dynein complex binding; cytoskeletal adaptor activity. The transcript is spliced from 8 exons. Gene Ontology annotation, cellular component: Golgi apparatus; cytosol. Bases 242 to 2362 code for a protein of 706 amino acids.